Ostertagia ostertagi is the source of this 492-nucleotide messenger RNA. NCBI's taxonomy places the organism in Eukaryota, Metazoa, Nematoda, Chromadorea, Rhabditida, Trichostrongylidae. The record is from the annotation of a GenBank genome assembly.
AUGCCCUACGUCUUGACCACAGCCGCUCGGAACUGGAAGAACGUUCCGCCUGUGUCAAGCUGCAGCCGGCUGUUCAACGUUUCGAAUGGAACAUUCACUGCAGAACUGCCCUUGACAAUCGAGUUGCCCUUUGAAAGCUGUGCAGGAACUUCCGGUGAGGUGAACUGGCUUGAACGACUCAAACUCGAUGUUUCAAUAGAACAUCCUCGGCGAGGACUCAUCUCGUUGUUCCUCACAAGUCCACUUGGCUCUACCAUCCAACUGCUGCAGCCCAGAAAGAAUGACGACUCCCCGGACGGUCUCCUGAACUGGCCUUUAAUCAGUGUAGCGCAUUGGGGUGAAAAUCCCCGUGGAAAAUGGACACUCGAAGUGCAUUCCAUGGGUCACAAGAAGCUGAAUGUUCGCGGAUUACUGAAAGAAGUCACACUGACUGCUUACGGUACAAAAGAUGACCCAACAAAGGACAACGCAUUCAUUCUUCGCCACAAGUAA